This is a messenger RNA of Pogonomyrmex barbatus (red harvester ant), 1762 nucleotides long. Its product is annotated as DNA polymerase delta subunit 2. Gene Ontology annotation, cellular component: delta DNA polymerase complex. The record is from RefSeq and is a predicted model, not a curated record. Gene Ontology annotation, molecular function: DNA binding. Gene Ontology annotation, biological process: DNA replication; DNA strand elongation involved in DNA replication. NCBI's taxonomy places the organism in Eukaryota, Metazoa, Arthropoda, Insecta, Hymenoptera, Formicidae.
AAAAAUAAGAGAAAAGUGCAGAAUAAAAAAGAGAACAGAUUCAUCUAUUUACACUUUCUACACUUUGUGGCGCAACAUCAACACGAUCAUACGUUCUUUCUAAAACGCGUUUCUGCUCACCGUUCGCAGACUUUUAAAACUAAAAAUGACAAGCAAACAAGAAAACGCUACUGCCAACAUUUCUUUUUUUUAUUCAUUAUCUCUGACAAUGACGCUGUUUGUGUGAUUUUAUUGUACGAAUGUGAUUUCGAAAAAUUUCAAAAAAAAGUUAGAUUUUCGACGAAGGAAUGAAGGAUGACGAUUCGUGCGAGUAUCACCGGAAGAUUGUCUCCUUCAAGGAUUUGAGCAGAUUUAAGUUAACAGAGAGGAAGUACAAUGAUAAUUCCCUCAAUAUAUAUACAGCAAGAUUGAAUGAUUUGCGAGAAGACACAUUGCGCAGAGCGAAACUGAACUGGAGCGAUCAUCCAUAUGUAGAAGUAUCACAUUUGGCCCUAGAAAGUCCAGAAAAAUCUUGUAUUUUGAUAGGUGUACUCUAUAAAGAUCAGAAACUGAAACCUUCUCUAUUACGUGAUCUCAGCAAAGAAUUACAGUUGGAAGUUCAGCCGAGUAACAAUUAUGCAUCAAAUGAUGACAAAUUAUUUCUGGAGGAUGAAACGUUACGCAUAAGAUUAGUAGGAAAUCAUAUGAAUAUACAGGAGAUAGUUACAGGGCUUGUCUGUGCAGUGCUUGGACAUGAAUUAGAAAAUGGAACAUUUUGGGUAGAGGAUUGGUGUUUUCCAGGAUAUUGCCCAAAGUCUUGCAAUUCGAGCGAUUCAUUGAUAGAAGAUGGGAAGAUUUUGUUAGUAUCUGGCUUAGAGUUAGUUAAUAAUACAAAUGAGUUUAGUUUAGAUUUACUUUCGGAAUGGAUAACCGGGAUGGUGGGAUGUGCCAAUGCUCAGGAAGAAGAAGCUGUAAUCACUAGAAUGAUUAUCGCUGGUAACUCCAUUCGUGGUUCCGCGAAGAUAUACAGCUAUAAAGGCUAUCACGAAAUCAAAUCGCACGAUCAGCUUAAAAUCAAAGAAGACAUAAUAGCGAUGCAUAAGCUUGACAUUUUUCUUAGCAAUAUUCUUCAUUGCUGUUGCGUUGUGCUGAUGCCGGGAGAGUUCGAUCCCACUUGCAAUUACAGCAUGCCUCAACAACCCUUUCAUCCAUGCACUCUGCAAAAGUCGUCCAGGUUCAAAAGUAUGCAUGGUGCAACUAAUCCUUGGAUCGGAAAUAUCGGAGGCCGUAUUGUAGCCGGUUCUUGCGGCGGACCGAUUAUGGAUAUCAUGAAGAUCGCUGGAUUAUCUCAGUUAUCCCCAUUGGACUGGUUAGAGCGUACCUUGAUCUGGAGGCAUUACGCUCCGACCGGCCCCGACACGCUUCCAGUUUAUCCGUUCUUUAAAAAUGAUCCAUUCGUCAUAAACGAAUGCCCAGAUAUAUAUUUUGCAGGAAACAUGGAUGAAUAUAAUACAAAAUUAAUUACAGCCGACGAUGGACAUGCGACGAGGCUGAUAUGUAUUCCCAAGUUUUCGGAAACAAAAACGGCAGUGCUAGUCAAUUUACGAGACUUAACGACGCAGCCUAUUUCAUUCGGUAAUGGGCUGACAUAAUUUGUAUUAUAUAAAAGGUAAAACAAUUGUAUAUUAUGUUACAAUGAAACAUGAAUAACACAAUGUUGCAUGAUCUCUUUACUCUAAGGAAUAUAGAAAAUUAAUAUAAAAUUUCAAUCAAGUUUUUUAAA